AUGAGUGAAUGGUUUGUGUUGUGUUGUGUCCACACGUUUUCAUCACUUGUUUUGUCACCGAUUUUGUUGUCAUCCGUUAUUUGAGACAAUUUGCUUGCAUUUGAUCCCUAAUUGUGGCCAAAAUGUUGAUCGAAAACAACGAAACGUUCUUGAGCGAAAUGACAAAACUGUUUAACACUAACCAAACGAAAGGCGGUUCACUGUAUAUAACAAUGAAGAGAUUGGAGCCAAAAGAUCUCAAACUCAAGAGGAAGGCAGAGAUGGCCAAAGUGUCGACGAAGAAGAAGAAGGUGUUGCCCAAGAAAGCCGUCAAACGUGUGAAACAGACGACCAGCCAAUCGUCGUCCUCUUCAGCCGCCUCUUCACAGCCAUCUGAGAACAAGUGUCUCAUUCGUGUCCACAAUAGUAAACGAAAGAUCUCGACCAUUGUGUCGGCCAGAGAUGUCAAUAAAUUCCAACUCGCGUACGCGAAUCUAAUUAAAGGCAAUUUGUAUGGACUCAAGAAGAAGGACACUAAGAAGAAGAGCGGAUCGAAAGCGAAGGCCACUCAAUGAGUAUUUAUUGAUGUUUCAAAUAACGAGUUUAUAUUUGAUUUCAACAAAUUGUUUAUAUUUUGUAUUUCCAAUUAAUUGUUAAUAUCCUCUC
Messenger RNA from Medioppia subpectinata, 645 nucleotides. The record is from the annotation of a GenBank genome assembly. NCBI's taxonomy places the organism in Eukaryota, Metazoa, Arthropoda, Arachnida, Sarcoptiformes, Oppiidae.